Molecule: messenger RNA, 734 nt
Organism: Anopheles maculipalpis
Lineage: Eukaryota; Metazoa; Arthropoda; Insecta; Diptera; Culicidae
Exons: 4
Coding region: 7-714 (235 amino acids)
Source: RefSeq, a predicted model, not a curated record
UAAAAUAUGGUUCCGAAAAUACUCGUGAUUUUUCUGGCGAUUGUGACAGCUGUGAAUGCGGAAGAUCCCAGCCAAGUGGAUGCUCCGGAUGCGCUCGAUUUCUCGUACGCUCGGCUUUGGCGUUACGCACAACAACAGUGUAGCUUCAAAGGCAUCACACCGACAGCAUUCACAAAUUCCUGGCUAGGAGUGCGUCGCUGUAUGAGGAACACGUUGGAUGUGGUGCAGCUGAACGAAGACUCAAUGCGGCUGGAUGUCGGCAAUCAGGAAGAAAUUCUAAGUCGCCACUGUCCGGAUCUGUUCGAGGCGAUCAAGUGUUUCAACCCCUUCAUGGACAUGGUAAAGGGAUGUGUAACCGAGGAGAGCUACGAGAUCUUCCAAGCCUUGCAAAAUUGGUUCUUGGACAUUCUGCAAUAUCUGUGCGAAAAUAAUGGCGCUAACGUUGAGUACGAUAAGGAGAAGCAUGACGCCUGUACACGUGAGAUUAAUAAGUACAUCAUUACCUGUGCGGCGGAGAACUUGGUCGCGACGCCGGAGGUAAAUCGUAAAACGCUCACUGAAGAGAACUGCAGUGCUCUUGCUACAGCGAAGGAUUGUCUGCUGGGAAAGCUAAAGUCGUGUGGCGUCUUUGCGAACGGAGCACGGUUGUUCUACGAAAACUUCAUCCAAAUUACGUCGUGCAAAAAUUACAUCCCCAAGACGGAACGAAAAUAAAUAAGUGCUACCUUGGAAAA